AUGUCAUCCUCUGUUCAUUUCAAGUUCAAGUCCCAAAAAGAACCCUCAAGGGUAACAUUUGAUGGCACCGGUAUCUCUGUCUUUGAAUUGAAACGCGAAAUUAUCAAUCAGAGUAGACUUGGUGAUGGGACUGAUUUUGAAUUGUCGAUUUAUAAUGAAGAUACUGGGGAAGAAUACGACGAUGACACCACAAUUAUCCCCCGUUCUACAUCUGUCAUAGCCCGAAGACUGCCCGCAUCACGGCCUGGGAGGGGCGGUGCUGCUCGUUAUGUAUCUGGCAAAAUGCCUGUGACUGCACGCAACACUCCUCGUAAUGACCAGUCUUUUCCUGCCCGCAUGAUUUCAGGUUCUAGCAAUACAGUUAGCAAUGGUGUUCUGGAACUUAACAAUGCCCAGACUGAGGAGGAGAAAAUAAACGCGCUAUUUAAUCUGCAAGCCAACCAAUGGAAAGAACAGCAACAGGAGAUGGCAAAUGCCACACCUGUCCCAUUCGGUCGCGGGAGGGGCAAACCUGUCAAUGUCCCUGAUCACCCGCCACCGCCUGGGUAUCUUUGCUACAGAUGUCGUGAGAAAGGCCACUGGAUCCAAGCGUGUCCAACUAAUAAUGACCCAAAGUUUGAUGGAAAAUACAGAGUCAAGAGGUCAACUGGUAUACCUCGCUCGCUUCAAACUAAGGUUGAGAAGCCGGAAACAAUCGCUUUGGAUGGGUCCAAUGAAGAACUGAGGAAUACUGGCGUAAUGGUUAACGCUGAUGGAGACUUUGUUAUUGCUAAGCCGGACAAGGCUGCAUGGGAAUUAUACCAAGAGAAGGCCAAAGCUUCUGCCGCGGCUGCGGCAGAAGCAGCAGCAGCAGAGUAUAGCAAAGAACUACAAUCUCGUGGCCUGGAAUGCCCUAUUGAUAAACGGAUGCUUUUAGAGCCCACAAAAACGCCAUGCUGUCAACGGACAUACUGCAAUGAUUGCAUUACGAAUGCUUUGAUAGAAAGUGAUUUUGUCUGUCCUGGGUGUGCAACGGAGGGAGUCUUGCUGGAUAAUCUCUCAGUAGACGAUGAAACUGUUGCUAAAAUCAAAGCUUACGAGGCCGAAAGGGCAGACUCCAAAAAGGAAAAGGAGAAACAGCAAAUUGCAAAAGAAGACCAUGCUGUUAGCAGCACGUCUACCUCGGAUAAUUCCUUAGUUGCGAAACAAAGACCGAUAUUACCUAGUGAAGGUGUGCAAACGGACUCGAAGAAGAGACUUGCUGAUGAUGAGUUCUCGGGUGAAGCUACCGAAGAUCUUAAUUUGAAUACCGUGCCAAAGAAACAAAAAGUUGAGAGCAAUCAAAAGCCUGAUGACAUGGGAAAUUCACAAAAUAAAGAUACUCCUGGCCAUUUGUCUUUACCCCAACAGAUGCCUUUUACUGGCCUUAGCUUUAUGCAAGCCCCAGGUGUUCCUGCGAUGUCAUUCCCCGACCCAGGGUAUAUUGGCGAUGGGAUGGGGUUUAUGAAUAACCCAAUGGGCAUGGCUUCGACCAGUGGCUUCCGAGCUGCCAUGGACCAAGCAUGGAACCCAAUGAACACUAUGGGCUUGAAUUCGGUUCAAGGUGGAUCUUAUAGUGACCAUGUUAAUGGUGUAAUGCACAGCGGAUAUGGCACAGCAAGCAUGUAUAAUGGUACUGGUGAUGCAUCAAUGAACAUGUUCCCAAUGUCUCAAAUGAUGGGACAUAAUGCAGGAUUUCCACAGGGACCUGGGAUGACUCAUUUCUCGAACCAACAGCGGACCACUUUCAGUACCCCCUUUGCAAGAGAGGAGGAUACAGCCUAUUUCCGCCAACCUGUUAAUCCUCAGCGACACCAGGCAAGGCAUCGGAGAAUAAGACCUAGUGAUUAUCGAGAGCUUUAG
Molecule: messenger RNA, 1881 nt
Organism: Aspergillus tanneri
Lineage: Eukaryota; Fungi; Ascomycota; Eurotiomycetes; Eurotiales; Aspergillaceae
Product: cleavage polyadenylation factor subunit MPE1
Exons: 4
Coding region: 1-1881 (626 amino acids)
Biological process (GO): ubiquitin-dependent protein catabolic process; protein ubiquitination; mRNA processing
Cellular component (GO): nucleus
Molecular function (GO): ubiquitin protein ligase activity; nucleic acid binding; zinc ion binding
Source: RefSeq, a predicted model, not a curated record